AUGAAGUUGCUGUUGUUCUUUUUCAUAUCGUCUAUCUUCCUUCAGCUGACCUCUGGGAAAAGGAUAUUAAAUUUUGAUAACAUCAUUAAACAUCUUAAGGAAAGCAAAUUAUUGCCUGAAGAUAUCCCUCACGUUUUAGAAAAUGACAUAAUUAUAGUUCCUCCUUAUUUAAUUUAUAAAUAUAAAGGAAAAAUAUAUCACCUACAUAAUAAUGUAGACCUUACUUUGAUAAACCAUCCUGAAGAAGAUUCAUGCGAUAAGGAAGAAAUUUGGGAAUCCCCAUUUCCUCCUAAAGUACCGGAACCGGAACGACCACACGAACCAGAAAUGGAACCUCAGGUUGAACCCGAACCAGGACCAUUGCCUGAAGAGGUCAGAGAACCUGAACCGGAACCAGAAGCAGAACCAGAAAAAGAAUUAGAAAUGGAAGAACAAGAAGAAGUGAUUGAAGCUGAUAUGGUAUUAGACGAAGAAACUGGAAUUAAAAUCCCUAAAAAGACAGAACAAGAUGUCCUAGAAGUAAGCAAAUUUCGAGAAGAAUAUGAAUUACCUAACGUUGUGGAAUUAACUCCUGAAGAGAAAGAAAAGAAUAAUAUUUUACAUUUUGCAGGUAAUAAAAGUACAGCUUUCAAUUUAAAAGAGAUUAUAAAUUAUAAAAAAGAUGAAAGUUUAAUGAAUAGUUUAUCUAGUUCCUUUGAUCAUUUUUAUACUCCUAAUGUUGAAGAACGAAAUUUGAGUAAUGCUUAUAAUGUGGAUAUUAAUGAUUAUUAUGAUUUAUUAAGAGCGUUACAUAUAUUAUGUAAAGACGAAGAUAAUAAGUUAUAUACAAUAAAUAGAAUACCUAAAGAUGAGUUAUUAUUUUUUCUUAAGCAUGCAUAUGUAAAUAUAUAUAAUUCUUUAAAAAAAUAUAUUUUAUUAAAUGGCUAUAAUUUUGAAGAUUAUAUAUAUACCUCUGAGAAUUUUACUUUAGAUCAAAUUUUUAAAGAUUAUUUUUUUUUAUCAAACGAUGAUACUAAUGAAAAUGGUAGUUUUAAUAAUAUAAUCGAAAGUAUAAAAUAUAUCAAGAAAGCUAUAGAAAAAUUAAAUGUAAAAAGAAUAGAAGAGAAGAUAAAAUAUUUUUUUCAAAUAUAUGAGGUACAUGCUUUUGAUUUUAAAUUAUUACAUUAUAUAUUUUCUCGAAAUCAGUUAUUAAAUUAUAGUGAAGAUGAUUUAAUUCACCACGCAGUAGAUAUUAUGAAUAUUACAAGGAUAGAUAUAUCUCCAAGGGUAAUAUCUGCCUUAUUUAUGUAUUUCUUAAAUAAGGUAAAUAUAUUUCUUGUACCACAAUAUGUAACAAGAAAUAGAAAUGACUUUACAUUAUUAUUGGAGCACAAUGAUUUAUUAUUAAGGACAGAGAUAAUAUAUCGAGAUUUUUUAAAACAUUUUUUUAAGCAUAAAACACCUCAUGUACAUUUGAAAAAAAACAAUCAUGAUAAUGCAUACCAAUUAGUUCCGUGGUCUCAAGUAUUGUUUUCUGAAUUUAAUAGUACCUAUGACUUUUUGAAUUUUAAAUAUAUGAUCAUAUUGUUUCAUGAUUCUUAUCAUGCUUUUGUAGAUUAUUUUGAAGGAGAUGAUAAAUUAAAUCAAGUAUUGAAUGAUAAUAAAGAGAAUAAGACCAUUGAUAAUUUAGAUAAAUUUUUUAAUGAGUUAUUAAAUUUGUUUUUAAUAGAAAAUGUAGGAAUAUUAUCGACAUUGGAAGAAUAUUUUGUAAGUACUGUAAAACAAGUUGGACGAGUACUUUCAGAUGAUCAUGACAUUGAUUCGAAAGAAUAUACGGAGAAUUAUUUUACUCCAGAAGAAGAAGAGCAAGCUUUAAAAGAUUUUAAAGAAGAUGAGGCUUCUGUACAUCAUUUGGAUCAUUACGAUAAUAAUAUGGAUCCUUAUUAUGAAUAUCAAGGCGAAUUUGGUAGUUAUGAAGAAGAAGAGGAUGAACUCAGAAAAUUUAAAGAAGAUGAACCUGAACCAUGGCCUCUUGAUGAAUCGCCUCACAUAGAACAUGGCACAUUGCAUGAUGAUGAAUUAAAUCCUUUUCAGGAGGAAAAAAAAGAUGAUGAAUCUUUUUAUACAUCAGAAGAUGAGGAUACAUUAGAUCAUUCCCAUGAAAAAGAAGAUGAUGUGUCACAUCCUGAGCACGAAGACCACAACGAAGGUUAUAUACCUCAUACGUAUGAUGACGAUUCUUUUUUUACUGAUGAAGAAGAUGACGAAGGGGAUGAAGUAAAUGAAGAAAAUGUUCCUUUGAAUCAUGAAGAAGAAAAUGUUCCUUUGAAUCAUGAAGAAGAUAAUUUUCCUUUGAAUCAUGAAGAAGAUAAUUUUCCUUUGAAUCAUGAAGAAGAAAAUGUUCCUUUGAAUCAUGAAGAAGAAAAUGUUCCUCUGAAUCAUGAAGAAGAAAAUGUUCCUCUGAAUCAUGAAGAAGAAAAUUAUAAUUCAUUUUUAUCUUACCAAAAAUAUGAUGAAAGGGAUAUAUCACCUCAUAAUGUGAAUCAACACAAAAAAGAAAUAUUUCACCAUAGGAAUAUUACACCAUAUCAUGUGAAUCAUCACAACCAACAUAUGGACCAACAUGAUCACCAUAUAGAUCAUCACAAUCACCAUAUAGAUCAUCACAAUCACCAUAUAGAUCAUCACAAUCACCAUAUAGAUCAUCACAAUCACCAUAUAGAUCAUCAAGACCACCAUAUAGAUCAUCACAAUCACCAUAUAGAUCAUCACAAUCACCAUAUAGAUCAUCACGACCACCAUAUAGAUCAUCACGACCACCAUAUAGAUCAUCACAACCACCAUAUAGACCACAAAAGUAAUAACCAAUUCUUACAGAAACAUCAAAAUUAUGUAAGGGGACACUCCUCAUUUAUCACCAUAUCCGAAGGAGAAGAAAAUCAUGACAACAGGGAGCUGAGAAAAAAGAUCGAAGCGAACCUUAAAGAAGAAUGGAAAAAAAGAUUCAACGAACAACAGGAACAGAGAGAAAGAAAGAAAAAAGCAGAAGAAGACGAAAUGAAUGAGACCAUUCAAAAACAUGAUAUGGAAACAAGCAAAUUAGAAAAAAAAGAGGAAGUGGAUGAAGUAACACAAGAUGAAGAAUUUGAUAAACAAUAUGCAAUAGACGAUCAAGAAGAACUCGAAUUUCUACGAACUAGAGAUAGUGAAGGUUCCGAAUCUGAUGUACCAAAAGAUAAAGUAAAACCUUUUCCAGAUGGAAGAAGUCCAGAUUCUUUUUAUUAUAAUACAGCCAUUAGCUCAUUCCAUGAAAAAAUGGAAGAACUUUAUAAUACAUCUAUAUCUAGUAGUUUAAAUUAUGUUAAAGAAAUAAAUCGUAAAUUUGAUGAUGUAUAUAAAGAAUUAAAAUCGAAAACAUAUCCUAAAUUUGAUGAUUUGACUAGCCAAACAAAAACAAAUUGUAAUAAGUUAUUUCAAAAAUUAAAUGAAACAAUAAAAGAUAAAGAAUAUCAAAAAAAUAUACAAUCAUAUAAAAAUAAAGUAAUCGAUAUAUUAGAUGAUAUUCAAAAAAAGGCUAAUGGGAAAUAUAUUAUUAUUCAAAAUUUAAUAAUCGAAAAAAUAGACAUUUAUAAAGGUGAUGUUGUUCGUUUAUCUGAUCGUAAAUUUUAUAAAAACUUUAGAAAAGUUUUAGGAAAACGAAAAAUGAAAAUGUUAGAAGAUUUUAGAGCACAGUUUAAAGGUGCAAUUCGAUUUAUAAAAGAUUUAACUACUACAUAUAUGGAAGAAGAAUAUACAAAGGUUUUAGAAGAUAUAUAUAUGGAAAAAAAGAAAUAUUAUAAAGAAGAAUAUUCAAAAAUGAGAAGAAUUAUAUCUAGUAAUUUAGAUUAUGAGGUUAAUAAACAAAUAAAAGAACAUUAUCAUAAAGUAGAUACCAUUUCAGAGCAUAAAUUCCAGGAAAUACGACAACAUAUGAGAGAUAAAAUAGAAAAUACAAUACAUGAAUUAUAUAAAGAGAUGUAUGUUCAAAUACAAAUAGAUUUAACAAAUUAUUACCACCAAUUAGAAAAUAUUCAUUCUGAGCUUCUCCAAGCAUUACAACAAAAUAAAAACAUACCUAGACAUUUGAAUGUCUUAGAAAAAAAAUUAGAAAUAACAAAAAGAAAGAAAAAAAAUAAACCAGAUAUAUCUACUAGUUCUCAUGCGACAGAUGAACAACAGGUUAGUGAUACCUUAAUUAGAGGAGCACAUAAUCAUGGAGAUAUUAUAAAAGGCGAAGACAAUGAUGAAGUGUUAUUAAUUGAACAGAUUCAAAGUUUAAAAACGAAAAUGGGAGAUAAUCAAAACCAAGUGGGUUCUAUUUUAGAAAAAUUGAAUAAUUUAAGUGAUCAAUAUCAAUUAUUACAAGACAAAUUAAAUGUAGUAGAAGACAUAUAUAAAAACUUAAGAAAUUUUAAACAUUAUAUAGAAAAAUUACAUAAAGAAAGUAAAAUAAAUAGAGAAAAAUUUAUCACAAAAGUAGAUGUAUUAUCAAAUGUAUAUUCUACUUUAGAAUAUAUGGUAAAAUUUUUACUGCAUGAUUUCCAAGAAUGGUCUUUUGAAAAAGAUGAACUAGAAAAACAUUUAUAUGAACUUGAAGAAAGAAAAAAAUAUAUUACAUUAGAAAUACAAAUAAGAGAUACGUUAUCUACAAAUAUACAAAAUGGAGAAGGUGAUCAUAUUAAUAAUAAUAAUAAUAAUAAUAAUGUUAGGAACAAUUUGAAAAAACAAGUUUUAAAAGAUCUAGAUCUCGAAAUAAGCAAACUAAAAGGUCAUAUAUUAGAAGUAGAUAUAAAAAAAAAUAUUGCACUAGAACAAAUAAAUUAUCUAACAAACAAUACUAAUGAAACCGUACCAGAUGUUAUUAGGGAUCUUAUGCCUGCUCCUAGAAUAGUUCCAGUAUCUGAAGAUAUAUAUGAUUACAUAACAUGGGUAAGAGAUAAUACAGCUGUAAUAAAUAAUACCUUAAGACAUUUUGUUAUGACUUUUGAUCAAAAAAUAUAUGACUAUGAUGAUCAUUUAAUUUUUGUUUAUAAUAUUAAAGAAUUAAUAUAUAAAGAAAAUUUAGCUGAUGAAAAAUAUAAUGCUAACUAUUAUUACGAAAUGAAUCGAUUUUAUUUACAUUUAGAAGAAUUCUUUUAUAUUUUGAAGCAUUAUGUAGAAUUAAGGAAGAUACAAGAUUUAGGAGAAGUUGCAAUUCCUUCUUUUGAAGAAAAUAUAAAAACAAAGGGUUCAUUGAUAGAUGUUCAUCAAAAAGACAAGGACGGAACACAAAUAAUAGAAUAUUUAGAAAGAAAUGUAUUACAUAUAUAUAGUAUAUUAAGAAAUAUCAAAAAUAAUAAUAUUCAUUUGUAUCACUAUCUAGUACCAGAUUUAAGUAACAUUUUGAUUGAUCCUGAGGAGUUUAAAAAGAUGAGUAAUGGGGAACAACCUGAACUUAAUAAAUUACACAAAUAUUUGUUAGAUGCAUAUACAAAUUUGAAAAAAGAGGGACAAGUGGUUGAUCAAAUAUAUGUGGAGUAUAUAAAUUUUCACAAUCAUUUUGAGCAUACGUAUGAUAAAUUGUUGUGGUACAAAACUAUACUGAAGCGUUAUAUAGAGAGAAGUAAAAAAAUUUAUGAAAAGUCAUACGGCACGUAUACUGUGUCUCAUAUACAACUAUAUGAUAAUAAGAAGGAUGGCCAUGACAAUCACCAUGACCAACACCAUGACAAUCACCAUGACCAACACCAUGAUCAUCACCAUGAUCAACACCAUGACCACCACCAUGAUCAUGACCAACACCACAAUAAUAAUUACAAUUAUAAUAAUAUUUCCUUUCUUCGCUCCUUUGUCCAACUUAAUUAUCAUAAUACAUUACAUGAAAGGAGCGACCACAUAUUUUUGAAAUCCCCUAUUUUACUACAAUAUGAUCCGGAAAAGAUUGUAGAGUCUAAUGAGAAAAGGCAUAUUCGAGUUAUUAGAGAUCAGAACAAUUUUCCUUAUAAACUCGGAGAGGUAAAAGAGACAUAUGUAUUAAACAAAAGUAUUCAUGACAAAUUUGUAAAAAGUAAAAAAUUGGAUGAAUACAAGAAAUACAUGAAUAAUAAAUUAUACGACAUCGUACAUGAGCAUAAAAGAGGGAAAGGGAAAUUAUAUUUAUUUGAAAAAGAAGAAUUAGAAAAAUACCAAUUAAUAUUUGGAGGCAAAACAUUAAUUAAAGGUAGUUUAUUAAAUUUUCUGUCUCAUAUAAAUAUAAACCUAAAUAAGAAUUUAUUAAUAAAUCAAAUAAAUGAUACUAUAAAUGAAUAUUUAAAAAAACGUAAUCUUAGUUAUAAUUCUAUAAUAGAGUUGAUAAAAUAUUUACAAAAAAACCCGAGUGUUAUACAUUUUAUUGAUUUAAUAAAAUUAGGAAAGAAUAUAUUAGAACGUUCUAAUGUAUUAUAUAUUAAGAAAGAAUGGUUUACUUUAUAUUUAUAUACUUUAUUAGAAUUGUUAGGUAUAGAAGUAAAUAUGGAGCAUGUAGAUGUACAUGAAGAAAGGGGAUUGAAAAAUGAACAUAAUAAUUAUAUUAGUGAGAAAUCAUAUGCUUUACAUUAUUUAUAUGUAUUAAGAAAUUAUAAUAAAAGGAUUGAAAUAAAGAAUCAGAUACAAAAUUAUGUUUUACAAUUUUUAUUACCUGAACAUAAAUUUGAUAUGGAAGAUUACCAACCUAUAUUAUAUGAAUUUUUGAAAGCUAUAAACGAUAGUAUGGAUGGAGAUUCUAUUACAUAUAAUGAAUUUAAAAAGAAGAAUCCUGAAGUAUACACGACUUUAGUUAGUGUUAUAAAAAAAGGUAUAGAAGAUUUCUUUUACACCAUGUUUAAUAAAAUAAUUGAAGAACAUCCUGAGUUAAAGGAAGAAAUAUAUUUUGAUGAUAAUUAUAAUGAUGAAGAAAAAGAUCGUUUCAGAUAUGCAAAUUAUACUUGGGAGAGAGCAAAUUUGAAUGAAAUAUUAACUUUAUAUUUUUAUGUGUUAAAUCCUGGUUUACGUAACGUUAUAUAUAAACAUUUUAUAAAAGUAAAUAUCAAAUGUUUAAAAGAUUAUAAAAAUUUUGAUUUUAAAGAAAUUUUUUCAUUUCUAAAUUAUGAUGAUAUAGGAGCUACAUUUUUAAAUUAUUUGAAAGAACAUGAAUUAUUUGAAAUACCACCAUUAAUAAUAUUCUUACGAUUUUUUUUUCAUGAAAAAAAUGAAGAAUUAUUUACAUUUAAUUCUAUAAGAUACAAAAUAAAUUCAUAUUUUGAAGGUAAAUCACUUGAUAGAAAAACCAAAGAAAUGAUAGCCAGAUUAGUUUAUUCCUUUUUUAUGAGGAUAUCUUAUUUAUCUGUAUCCUAUUUUGAUCAUGAUAUUUUUAAAAUCAUAAAUAAAAGUGAUUUAAAUAUUAUUAUAUUAUUUCAUACAAUAAUAAAUAAAAUUAAUUAUUUAUUAUAUUGUGGUACAGAGAAAUUAUUUAUUGAACGAUAUGCUCCUACUAAUUUAUUUGUACAAAAUCGAAUAUUUAAAAUAGACGCAGUCAAAGUAUUUCAUCAUUUUAUAUAUUCAUUACCUCCUUAUAUGAGAAAUGUUGUUUUCCAUUUUUUUAAAAGUAAUCAAUUUAUAGAUGUUACUAAAAAAUUAAUAAUAAAAUUUUUGCAACAUUCUCAUUCCUUAUUAGAUAUAACAAAUCAUAAAGAUGGUCAUUUUUAUCAAUUAAAAAAUAAUACAUAUAAAUUGGAAACAUUCUUAUUUUCCUGGAAAUAUAACUUUACAAAAAAUAAAAAUAUUAUAGAACCAACAUUUACAAAAUUUAUAGAAAAUAAACCAGUCUUUAAAAAUAUGCCAUUAUUAUAUAAUCGAAGGAUAAAAUAUGAUAGUAUCAAUGAAAAGUUACAAUAUAAAGAAGAAUUAGAUUUGCAUGAUAUGAUAGAUAAUGAAUCAUUCCAUCAAUUAUUAGAUUUAUUAAAUAAAGAAUCCAUAACAUUAGAACAACUCAGUUUUCUAUUUUCACGUUAUAUAACAGAACAUGCUAAUAUAAAGGAUUUCCCAAAAUUAUUUAUGUUUAAAAAAUAUGUAACAUAUGUACAAGAUGAAAAGUUCUUUAUAAAUUUAUAUGAAUAUUUAUAUAAUUAUCUACAUAAAGAAUUUGGAUUACCACAACCUAUAUAUGAAUUAUAUUAUGUAUUUAUUAAAACUUUUAUAGAAUAUAUAUUAUUACCAGAAAAAUUAACACAAGAGGAAAAAUCACAAAAUGUAUUAAAUUAUGAUUUACAAAAUAAAUAUAUGAAUUUCCAUCAUUUUGUACAAAAAUUAUGUUCAUGUCUAUUCAAUUUUUAUUAUUAUGAUGAAAUAUAUGAAUGUCAGCCUUUUGGUUUUUUUACAAAAGAAGAAUUUUCUUAUGAGCAACAAAUUUUUAAUAUAUUACAACAGCCAUUUAUAAAUAUAAGCCCUAUCAUAAAACAUAAUUAUAUUCAUGAUGAUUAUUAUAUGUAUGAAAAGGAUCUCAACGGAAAUUAUUUGAGUAGUAAUAUUAAUAAUAAUAAUAAUAAUAAUAAUAUUAAUAAUAUCGAUUCCAAUUAUGUUAAUCGUAGGGAUAAAAAUGGAGAUUAUAUACACGGUACCAACAUAAAUAGUGAUAUACUAUACCAUUUUAUAAAACAAUAUAUACCAUUAGUUGAACCAUCCGAUGAAGAACAUUUACAAAUCGAAGUAUUCAAGUUCAAAUAUUUUACAUUAGAAAUAACCAAAUUUGUUCUACGUCAUAUAUUAAAAAAACUCCCUUUUAAUUAUCUAAUACACAUGAAUUGGAAUGAUACUUACAUACAUAUAGACCAUAUAAUAAAUAAUCUUUUUUUACAUUUCUUUAAAAAAAAUAAAGCUCAUCUACUUCAACAAAAUCAAUUACAAGGGUUAACACAUAAAAUCAAUUUCGAAAACAACCUAGGUAAAGAUCACACGAAAGAUGAAUAUUUAUCAAAACAUAUACCGCAAAGUGCUCAAAAUUAUGAUAGAAAUAAAUUUUCAGGAACAAUAAAUAAUUUAUUAAAAGAUCCAAACAAUUUGCCACCGACAUAUAGACAUAUCAAAUAUUAUAUGGAUCAUUACAUAUUACAAUAUUCUUUACAUAAUCAUAUGUUAUUUAAAUAUUUACAUAAUAUAUUCCAACAUAUAGAUCAAUAUAAAACAUAUUUCCCUACAUUAGCUGAAUUAUAUUUAUAUAUUGACAAGAGGGUAACCAUAAUCAAUGUCAUAAAUAAUUCCUUUCUAUAUAAGAGGAUUCACACACGUGACGUAAUACACACAUUCUUGUUACUGUGUCAUGAGAUUGGUCUAGACCUUUACGAAUUAUAA
Messenger RNA from Plasmodium falciparum 3D7, 9360 nucleotides. It is a transcript of the gene G377, whose product is annotated as osmiophilic body protein G377. The transcript has a single exon. Bases 1 to 9360 code for a protein of 3119 amino acids. NCBI's taxonomy places the organism in Eukaryota, Apicomplexa, Aconoidasida, Haemosporida, Plasmodiidae. The record is from RefSeq and is a predicted model, not a curated record.